AGCAGCAUUUUGACGUGUGGAAACGCUAACGCGCAUGUAAGCUUAGUAAUGGGGGAGGUUGAGCACGUGUAAGAAAUGCUUGUGGACACCUGCCUUUAGGCUGUGGCUUAAAUGUUUAUCUCCUUCGAUUUUAGCAUGGAUUUGAGUCUCUUUGCUAUCUGUGAUCAAUGGAAUCGAUCUUACGUUUUCGAUUAGCCUGAACAAAUUCGCAUCAACGAAAACAUGUUGUGAUGUUAGUAAAUAAUUUGUGGUAGGUAGUGAAAAGAAAUAGUAAUAACAAAAUAUGGAAGACAAUAAAAAAUGCGCCGAAAUUCAGGAUUGCGAAUUCUCUGAGCAAAAAUUCUCAGAAGUGGAGAAUAACCAAGUAAAACGUGAAGCCAAUGAAAUAGAUAACCAUGACAUCAAGAGAUUCAAAAUCGAGCAAGACAUAAAAAUAGAUUUAAAAGCCUAUGCUAAAUCUACAGCGUGUGGUAAUGAUUUUUCAGUGGAUGAGAAAAAAAUUAUUUGGUCGGACGCCGUAUCCAAAAAGAAAAUGCGGAAACUUCUCAAGAUACAGAAGUGGGAGGAAGUAAAAAAGGAGAGGAGGGCACAAGAGAGAGAACGUGCGAAAAGGAGAAAAAUGCUGGCAAGAUUAAAUAAUAUAAGUCUAGGACCAUCACGGAGCUUUCUGAAGAAAUGUACAAUGGCAAAUAGUAAAUGCAAAGUUCGUGUUGUCAUAGACCUGUCAUUUGAUGAUCUGAUGUCUGAUUCGGAUAUGAGCAAAUGUGUUAAACAAAUGCUGCAUUGCUACAGUUUAAACAGGAGAGCAGAAAAUCCUAUGCAACUGUACUUCACAAAUUUUAAUGGAAAAGUGGCGCAGGAAAUGGAAAAACAUGAUGGCUAUAGAAACUGGGAUAUCUAUUUUCACAGUGACAGUUACACUGAAAUCUUUAAUAAGAGUGAACUAGUGUACCUUACAAGUGAAUCUGAUAACAUAAUUACUGAAUUGGAGGAUGAUAAAGUGUACAUAAUUGGUGGAUUGGUGGACCACAAUGCUCAUAAGGGCGUGUGUUACAGAGUGGCUGUGGACCAAAAUAUUAGCCAUGGACAACUUCCUAUUGAAGAGUUCUUGGAAAUGAAGACAAGGAAAGUACUGACAGUCGAUCAUGUUUUUGAGAUCCUGCUAGGUGUUAGUAGUGGCAUGAGUUGGAAAGAAGCAUUUUUGAAAGUAUUACCUCCUAGAAAAGGUGCUAAAGAGAAAGAUAUUAGUGAGAUUAACGGUAUGCUCACAGAACCUGACAAAAAUGCUAAAACUGAAGAAGAAAAACAAACUGAUGUGAAAAUACCUAUGGCCACAGAACCUGACAAAAAUAUUAAAACUGAAGGAGAAAACCAAACUGAUGUGAAAAUACCUCAUAAAACUGAAACUAUGGUCACAGAAGCUGACAAGAAUGUUAAAACUGAAGGAGAAAACCACACUGAUGUGAAAAUACCUCUUAAAAUUGAAACUUAUGGAGAAGACCAAGAAGAUGUGAGAAAAACUGACACAAAUUUUGAAAUAGAUGGAGAAAAACAAACAGAUGUGAAAAGACCUUGUGAAAAUGUUGAAAUGUAUGGAGAAGAUAAACAGAUGGGGAAAAAAACUGACAAAAAUCUUGAAACAGAUGGAGAAAAGCAAGCAAAAGCAAAGUCUGACAGUGUUACUGUAGAAUAAAAUGUACGAUCAGAUAAAAAUCGGUGCAUCCAUUUCCUUUAUUGGAGAAGUAACUAAAAUGUGAAUUGCAGAAGAAUUUAUGUACUACUUUGUUUACAUUAUGUUAUUAGAAAAUUUCACCUAAUUUGAGCAUAUUGGCUGUGGAAUUUUGAAACAAUCAUAAUCUCUUAUGAUUUAGUGUUGCAAACAAAAGUAUUAGAUCAUAGUGAAUGAACUACUACAAUGUAUCAGACUGUAAUGGAUGAACCACUUGUUCACAGUGAGCAAAGAAACUAUGAAAAAUAAGAAAUGUGAUGCUUUAUAAGUGUGUGGAAAAAUCUAGACUGCAAUAUGACUGUUGUAAUAGAGAUGGAUCAAUGCUAACCAAUUAGGACAGACACAGUCUGUCCUCAAAGCUAUAACCACACACACACACACACACACACACACACACACACACACACACACACACACACAUACAUACAGAGAGAGAGAGAGAGAGAGAGAGAGAGAGAUCUGUGGUGGGGAUCUGAAAAGUGACAUUUUCCAAAUGUUUAGCAUUCUAAAGUAAUUUCUGCUUAGUCAGUUCCACUGUACUAUGUAAUGAGUAUUGAUCUAUUCUCAUACACAUACCCAUCUACUAUGUAAUGAGUAUUGAUCUAUUCUCAUACAUGUACCCAUCUGUUGCACAUUGGCCUCUUUUGUUUGCUAAGCAGUGAUCUAUUCUCAUAAACAGAAUGAGGUGUUAUUUUUUGAGGGCUUCAGAAGGAUUGGAUGUGUAAUAUUACCCAUUCAUCUUGCUUUGUUCUGGGUUAUAUAUUUUUUUUCUGUUGCCGGUACUGUUGGAGUCCUUGCUACUCUGUACCAUUUUAUAGGUUACAAUCAUGUACUGCAAUGACUGUGACACUUAACGGACAAGCAGUUUUAAAAUAUCCAGCUGCAAUCAAUAAUGUCAGCCUGUAACUAUGUCUCAGUUUUAUUAUAUAUGACUGGAUGGUAUGAUAUAUUGCAUCUGCACAUUGUGUACAUACAUGAAAUAUUAAAAGCAUUGUAUUGUGGCAGAAAUUUUUUAUGAGGUGAAAGAUUACAAAGCUUGUGUAUUGUGGCAGAAAUUUUUUAUGAGGUGAAAGAUUACAAAGCUUGUGUAUCCGAAUUUUUAGUUGCAACUAAGCAUAUUUAGCAAGUAAUAAAUGAAAGUAUAAUGACUGGUUUA
This is a messenger RNA of Schistocerca cancellata (South American locust), 2885 nucleotides long. RefSeq names its product tRNA methyltransferase 10 homolog A. Gene Ontology annotation, cellular component: nucleoplasm; nucleus. The record is from RefSeq and is a predicted model, not a curated record. The transcript has 6 exons. Gene Ontology annotation, molecular function: tRNA binding. Gene Ontology annotation, biological process: tRNA N1-guanine methylation. Lineage: Eukaryota; Metazoa; Arthropoda; Insecta; Orthoptera; Acrididae. The coding region runs from base 284 to 1693 and encodes 469 amino acids.